GUAAAGAUUCAAUAUCGCUCCAGACAAAACACCAUUCAGCGUGCUCUGGGUGCCCAUAAUCGACGUCAAAGUCGUCAGUCCAAGGCACAAACUGCAUCGGGCUUGCUCAGCACAGCUGGUAACUUGAUUGAACAUCUCGGGGGCCCAGCGGGCGCCGCGAUAGACUUCACCCUGCACUUGAAAGACUGGCGUCUCGAUUGGAUCCCUUGACUGCCUCGUGCCCCAUCGUGUCGACACACAUCUGGGGGUAUUGCUCGGGAUAGAGAUCCUCGAAUCUGCGAGGCCGCCAGCCCAACGCGUGAAAAAAAAUUCGCUAGUGGCAGCCUUGAUUUCCAGAGCUUUUCCAGAUGGCGUCAUCCCAAGGCCCGGUUUCGUCCACCGGCGCAAAAUUGGGUGUCAAGACAUCCAAGGCCAUGCCCAGGGUACCAACAAAAUCGUAUACUGAGAUGCUAUUCGAAUUUAGUGAUGGCAAAGGCUAUGACAUUAGCUCCAUCCAGGCCGCGGAGAACAACACAAAAAUUACACUUGACCCGGACUACCAGAUGAGGUGGGAGAUCACACUGGGCGCCUCUAUCAAGCAACAAUGCGGAAGUAUAACGGACAGAACACACUACAUUGCUCGCAUCCCCAAGGGCUUUACGCUGAUUUUCGACCCGAAGAAGGGAGAGCGACAUGUUGUCGGACACCCAGGUGGCAUGGGGAGAGACUUUUGGUAUCAUAAUGUCGGAGAGUUUGCACCUCAUGCCCUCUGGCUUGCAGCACCUGCUCCCUACGACCGCUCAAAGUGCUCAUGCGAGCCGUGUAAGAAGAUGCUAGGGAAGCCAAAGGCCAAGGAGUCCAAGAAACCGGCACAAAAACGCAAGCAGCCUGCCGCUUCCACUUCCACUCCCAACACAACCGCUUCCCGCCCAUCAGCACCCACUACAACCGCCCCCACUACCACUCCAGCCGCUGCCACUGCUGCUACCGCUGCUGCUCCUGCCACCACCGCCGCCGCCGCCACCGCCGCUCCUCCUGCUGCUCCUGCUGCUGUCGCUCUCAAGAUAGCGGCCAACGCCGAAAAGCCUGUUGCUCCGGCACCGGCCAAACCUCCUGCCAAGCCAGCAGCAAAGCCAGCCGUCGCCAGACCACCAACUCCUCCCCCGCCUGUGGAGGACCAUUCCAUUUACCGGGCCGGGGAAGUUGUUUGGUAUGGCACCCAGACGGGCAUUUGGCGCAUUGGGCUCAUUCUAUCGCGGGCACGCGAGACCACUGAGACGGACACAUGGGUCGUUGCGCCUUUAGGCCACAAAAUCCUCAACCAAGAAAGCAGUGUCAAACCGGCGGCACAAAUGCGACCUUUCCACGCAUUCAGCCUGCCGGGUAUUGACAUACAGGAGCUGCAGGAGAGUGCAUUCGCCGAGGUUGACUGGCCUGCCUUUGUCCACCGAUAUGCCGGCAGUAACGCGCACAAGCAGCAGCUGGUGGGACUGGAGGCUUCCAAGAUGGCGGCUAGGGACGUCAAUGUCUCCUUUUCAACUUUCAAUAGACUCGGGGCCAUCACCCCCGAUGGCCGACGUGGAUCGUAUGGUGGCAUAUUCCUUGGUCCGGAAAUGAUACGGGUGGGUGAUGCCGUCCGGGUCACACGCCUAAUUGGAGAGCAGGACGGGAGCCCGGACAUUAUGGAGAUCAAGCAUAUCGUUGACGAUGAAGACUGUCUACAACCCAAAUUUCACGGAGACGUCUGGCGUUCGCAAAUCGUCCCUCUUGAGGCGCCCGAACAGAGUAGCCAGCCGCAAGGCGUCGACCUCGUGCGCCAGAUACAGAUUACCAACGAGGUCCUGCGUCACCAGGGAGGACGGCUGGACUGGUUUCUGGUCGAGACGGAUGCCGAGAGGGUUGAAGCUGACGUGCGUGGCCGUUUCUAUGUCACUUUUGACCUGCUCCCGGACGUUAAAGCUAGCUUGAUGGAAGGUAACCCAUUCGACGACGGCACCCAGCGCGUCAAUGCGCGGCUGAGGCCAGACAAGCCUUUUUACAUCGGUCGCAAGGAGAACAGGAGAGCCACGUUUGGGGACUCGGCGUCGCUUGACAUGCUGGACCUCGGGCCUAACGUAGUGGAGGGCUAGGGGAAUUUUUCGUUGAAAACUCGAGUUUACGCACUCGGUGGAGAAAACAUCGUCAAAUCAGAGUUCGAAGCAAGCUACGGGUAUAUCAGCAUUUGCAAUAUACACUCAUCUCUUGGAGAUAACUCGGGUGCUAAUCGUCCCAUUUAAAGAGACUGUUCAGGUAGAUACCUAGGUAUGCGUGCUUGUCCAGUGGAAGUUAGCGCUAUCUAGUCCUACUAUAGUAUUGAUCACACGGCACGAUAUGAAUGCUCAUUAAAGUCCCCCGGGGCCCUUUGUCUAUCAAAGUACCUACAGACCUGUCAGCACCAAGGGAAGCGGAUUACGG
This is a messenger RNA of Pyricularia oryzae 70-15, 2433 nucleotides long. RefSeq lists its product as uncharacterized. The transcript is spliced from 4 exons. The record is from RefSeq and is a predicted model, not a curated record. Gene Ontology annotation, cellular component: SHREC complex; rDNA heterochromatin. Gene Ontology annotation, biological process: silent mating-type cassette heterochromatin formation. The coding region runs from base 348 to 2108 and encodes 586 amino acids. NCBI's taxonomy places the organism in Eukaryota, Fungi, Ascomycota, Sordariomycetes, Magnaporthales, Pyriculariaceae.